Messenger RNA from Emiliania huxleyi CCMP1516, 1623 nucleotides. RefSeq lists its product as hypothetical. Gene Ontology annotation, molecular function: UDP-glucose 4-epimerase activity. Gene Ontology annotation, cellular component: cytosol. Gene Ontology annotation, biological process: beta-D-galactose catabolic process via UDP-galactose, Leloir pathway. Lineage: Eukaryota; Haptophyta; Isochrysidales; Noelaerhabdaceae. The record is from RefSeq and is a predicted model, not a curated record. Bases 1 to 1623 code for a protein of 540 amino acids. The transcript is spliced from 4 exons.
AUGGCCCUCGAUGGGGAAGAGGAGCCGCUCACUGGCUCCGCACGCGCUGCCAAGCCGGCUGAUCGCUGGCCGUGGGUGUUUGUCGGCGUCGUGCUCGGCCUUGCCGCCGCGCUCAUCUUCACUCAUGGCGGCAGCGCGGCCGGCAUGCUUGGCGCGCCGCAGGAGACCACGUGCGGAGGGUUCCCGUCGACGGACCCGGGGCACGUGGUCCAGCCGCGCGACGGGCGGGUGACCAACGUGCUCGUCACCGGCGGCGCCGGCUUCAUCGCCUCGCACUUUGCGCUGAUGCUGGUCGACAGCGGCGGCUUCAACGUGACGGUGGUGGACGACCUGUCGCGCGGCUCGAUCCACACGAUCCUGCGGCUGCAGGAGCUCGCCAAGGCGGCGGGGCAGCCGCUCCACUUCGCGCAGCUCGACGUCGCCCGCCAGUUUGAGAUGGCGGCGCUGCUGCGCGAGCGAGCCGUCGAGCUGGUGGUGCACUUCUCGGGCAACGCGUACGUGGGCGAGUCGAUGGUUCGGCCGGAGGACUACUUCCAGAACAUCACGGUCUCGACCGUCGCCCUGCUCCGCGCGAUGGGCUCCGCCGGAGUCAGCAAGCUCAUCUUCUCCUCCUCGUGCGCCACAUUUGGCUCGCCCACCCAGUUUCCGAUCACCGAGCAGACGCCGCAGCGCCCAACCAACCCGUACGGCGCGGCGAAGCUGCAGGCCGAGCAGGCGAUCAUCGCGUACGUCAAGGCGCGCAAGCGCGAGGGCGUCGCCUUCUCCGCGGCGCUCCUCCGCUACUUCAACGUCGUCGGGGCGGACCCGCGCGGCCGGAUCGGGCCGCACCUGCGGCACGAGGCCAACAAGCUGUACCCGCGGAUCGUGGACGCGGCGUACGACGUCGUCCUCGGGCUGCGGCCCGAGCUGCGCGUGAUGGGCUCGUCGUACCCGACCAAGGACGGCUCCGCCGCGCGCGACUACAUCCACGUCACCGACCUGGUCGACGCGCACGUCAAGCUGAUGGCGGCGCUGCGCGGGAACAGCCUGCUCUACUACAACGUCGGGAACGGGAUGCCGUACACGGUGCUCGAGAUCAUCAAGGUGGUCGAGCGCGUGACCGGGCGGCCGCUCCCCUUCACCCUCUCCCAGGAGCGGCCCGGCGACCCGCCCGCCCUCUACUCGGACCCCGCCAAGAUUAAGGCGGAGAUCGGCUGGGAGCCGCGCUACGCCGACAUCGAGGCGGCGGCCAGAGAGGCGCGCCGCUCGCGAGAGGCGCUCAAGCACUACGACCCGGCCCACCCGUCGCCUUCGGUGGACCCGCUCGAGCACUCCGGGCCCGCCUUCACCGAGGAUAGCGACGACGCGCCGAAGCUCGGCGACAACCCGCGGAUCGCAAUCAUCGGCGCCGGCCCGACUGGGCUGUGCGCCGCCUACCGGCUAACCGAGCUCGGCUACACCAACUGGGAGCUGGUCGAGGCGUCCGAGAAGGCGUCGGGGCUCGCGUGCACCAUCCGCGACGAGAACCGCUUCUCGUGGGACAUCGGCGCCCGCUGCCGAGUCACAAUGAGAGUCCUCCUCCUCCCGACUCGCGGUCACGAGACUCCCAACGACAGGCGUCCACUGCCUCUUCUCCCACUUUGA